CUACAGACACAGGACACACAAUGAAGCUUCUCCUUCCCUGGGCUCUGCUGCUGCUUGCAACGGCCCCAGGCCCAGGCCCCUUGCCUGCAGCAGAUGCCCAGGAGAGCUGCUCCAACCGCUGUGGGGAACUGGGUAGGCUCUGCUCUUGCCACCCAACCUGCUUUGGCCUGGGCAACUGCUGCUCAGACUUGCGGGACUUCUGCCUAGAGAUCAAACCCUACUCAGGCUCCAUGAUGGGCGGCAAGGACUUCGUGGUGCAGCACCUCAAGUGGUCCAGCCCUAUCAGCAGCGUGAUCUGCAGGUUUAGGGAGAGCGUCCAAACUCUCGGCCACGUGGACUCCCUUGGACGUGUUCAUUGUGUGUCACCCUUGCUCUACGAGACUGGCCGAAUCCCCUUCACCCUCUCCAUGGACAAUGGCCUCUCCUUCCCGAGAUCAGGCACCUGGUUGGCUGUGCACCCCAGCAAAGUGUCGGAGACGGAGAAGAGCCAGCUGGUGAACGAGACCCGCUGGCAAUACUAUGGCACCGCAGGCACCAGGGGUAACCUCUCCCUGACCUGGAACGCCUCAGCUCUGCCCACAAGCUCCGUCACCAUAGAGCUGUGGGGCUACCAGGAGACAGGGAAGCCAUACUCAGUGGGGUGGACAGCACGGUGGUCAUACCUGUACCCCCUGGCCACAAACAUCCCCAACUCGGGCCUCUUCACCUUCAUUCCAAAACCCGCACCGCAGAACUACCAGAGGUGGCACGUGGGUGCGCUUAGAAUCGUCGACAGCAAACACUAUGCGGGAGAGAAGGACGUGCACGCGCUCUGGAGCAACGAGCAUGCGCUGGCCUGGCACCUGGGCGACGACUUCCAGGCGGACCCCGUGGCCUGGGCCCGCACUCAGUGCCUGGCCUGGGAGGAGCUGGAAGAUCAGCUGCCCAACUUCCUGGAGGAACUGCCCGACUGCCCCUGCACCCUGGCCCAGGCCCGAGCUGACUCUGGCCGCUUCCAUACUGACUAUGGCUGUGACAUCGAGCAGGGCAGCGUGUGCACCUACCACCCAGGGGCUGCGCACUGCGUGCGCUCCGUGCAAGCCAGCCCCAAGUACGGCUCAGGCCAGCAGUGCUGCUACACGGCGGAAGGCACGCAGCUCCUGACGGCCGACACCACCAGUGGCAGCACCCCUGACCGUGGCCACGACUGGGGUGCACCCCCAUUCCGCGCACCGCCCCGAGUGCCUGGCCUCUCCCACUGGCUCUACGAUGUCAUCAGCUUCUAUCACUGCUGCCUCUGGGCGCCUGAUUGCUCCCGCUACAUGAACCGACGGCCGUCCAGCGACUGCCGUAGCUACCGGCCCCCUCGCCUAGCCUCUGCUUUUGGGGACCCACACUUUGUCACCUUUGAUGGCGCUAACUUUACAUUCAACGGCCGCGGCGAGUACGUGCUGCUGGAGUCAGUGCUGACCAACCUGAGGGUGCAGGCUCGGGCUGAGCCCAGGACAACGCCUGAGGGCAUGCGGGACCGAGGCACGGGGCUGACAGCUGUAGCUGUCCAGGAAGACAACUCUGACCUGGUGGAGGUCCGGUUGGUCAGUGGCACACGGAUCCUGCAGGUGCUGCUGAACCAUGAGGUGCUCAGCUUUGCUGAGCAGAACUGGAUGGACCUGAAGGGCAUGUUCCUGUCAGUGGCUGCUGGGGACAGCGUAUCAAUCAUGCUAUCAUCGGGGGCUGGCCUGGAGGUCAGCAUCCAAGGUCCCUUCCUGAGUGUAGCCAUCCUGCUGCCUGAGAAGUUCCUUACCCACACUCGAGGCCUCCUCGGGACACUCAAUGACGACCUCACAGACGACUUCACCCUGCGCAAUGGGCAGAUCCUGCCCCCCACCUCAAGUUCCCGAGAGCUACACCGGUUCGGGGCUGACUGGGCUGUGCAGAAUGCCUCCUCCCUGCUCACAUAUGACUCUCGGUUCCUGGUCAACAACUUCCUGUACGGGCCCAAGCAUGACCCCACCUUCCAGCCCCUCUUCCCUGAGGAGGUCAGCCCCAGCCAGACAACUGAGGAAGCCAAACUGUGUGGGGACAACCAUUUCUGCAGAUUUGAUGUGGCAGCCACAGGGAGCCUGAGUGUGGGCAAUGCCACACGGGUGGCCCACGAGCUGCACCAGCAUCGUGUGCAGAGUCUGAAACCUGUGGUGUCCUGCGGCUGGCUGGCCCCACCCCGCAAUGGACGGAAGGAAGGCAUCAAGUACCUGAUGGGCUCCACUAUCUAUUUCCACUGCGACAAUGGCUACAGCCUGGAUGGGGCACAUGUCAGCCUCUGCCAGGCUGAUGGCACCUGGUCCAGGCCUACCCCAACGUGCCAGCCAGGACGGAGCCACACCGUGCUGCUGAGCAUCAUCUUUGGAGGCCUGGGGGUGGCGGCUCUGGUUGCCGUGGUCUAUGUGCUGGUGCAACGCAGGAAGAGCCACAGGGCCAUCUGGACUUCGCAGCCCUGAGAGGAGCACUCUUGGCCGGCGAUUUAGUACACCAGGCCACCCUGGAGCCGAAGACCAGCCUCCCAAGAGAAUGCCCGAACUCCCAAGAGUGCGCACCCAGUACCUCAAUCCCCAAAUCCCUGGCACCUGGACCUAGACAUGUGAUAACUGAGCCUUUAAUGCCUGUGGACCCGGGGCCUGGUGUCCUCCUCUGUCACCUCAGACCCAGAUCCUGAUUUCUAACUGUGCAGUUCCCAAGCCCCUAUUUCCCAAGUACUUGCAUCUCUAAUUCCCCAGACUCAAUGCCCUUGAACUCUAACACCUGUCUCCCCAGCCCCAGUACCCCAGCAUCUGAUGCUCAAUUGUCAAUACCUCAGAUCCAGUGUCUGAUGCCCUUGCCCCUGAUUCCUGAUAGACUGAGACCUGGAGCCCCAGCACUCGGCUGUCUUGAUUCCCAGACCCCAGGCCCAGCCGAGACUGCAGCUGGGGCCAGUCUAGGGCAUGGAGAAGCCACAGGACCCCUAAGUGAAGAGUCAUCCUCUGAACUCCGGGAUUGUAACUAACUUCUGGAAUGUCACUUGAAACAGCCCUCCCUGCCUGUACAAGGAGAAAACAAACCUGUGGUGCCCCCU
Molecule: messenger RNA, 3088 nt
Organism: Miniopterus natalensis
Lineage: Eukaryota; Metazoa; Chordata; Mammalia; Chiroptera; Miniopteridae
Gene: SUSD2
Product: sushi domain containing 2
Source: RefSeq, a predicted model, not a curated record